AUGACGAAUACUCAGCCUGAAGAAGAAAGCAAAAGUUCUAUUCUUGACGAUUUGCCAAAAAAAGUGUUGGAUGAAUCAUAUUAUCAUGGAUUCCUUCCUCGUGAAGAUCUCCCAUGUUUGUUAGAGCAGGUGGGAGAUUUUAUAAUUCGAAUUACUCAACUGAAACCACGUGAUCCAUGUGAACUUAUUUUGUCAUUGCGCGUUUCUGAUCAAAACUCGCCAUCUGCAAUUAGACAUGUAGUAAUACAUAGGCUGAAAGGAAAGGAUGGCAAAAUUGAAUGGCUAACAAAUCAAGAAAAUAGAUUUAAUUCACUCAAAGAACUUAUUGAUGCAUAUGUCUCUAGCAAGAAACCAAUCAAUCCUGAGAUAAAAACAUCUCAAUUAAUUCGACCAAUAGCACGACAAUCAUGGGAAUUUUUGCAUGAAAAUAUUAUACUAAAAGACAUGCUUGGAGAAGGACAGUUCGGUGAAGUUCGUGCAGGUGAAGCAAUAAUUGACGGCAAAAAAAUACCUGUGGCUGUCAAAAUUGCAAAAACAAUUAAAGACAAGAAGAACAUACAACAAGCUAAAGAAAAAAUAAAAGAAAUGAUGCAUGAAGCAAGACUAAUGCGAUAUUUUGAUCAUGAAAAUGUUGUAAAGAUCCAUGGAGUUGCUGUUUGCCGUGAACCAUUAAUGAUCAUCAUUGAAUUGGUGAACGGUGGUUGUUUGUCGGAUGUAUUGGAAUCUCGGAAAGGAAAUAUUGAUGAGGACGAAAAAAUUGAAAAUAUGUCACUCGGGUCGGCUCGUGGUCUUGAAUAUAUUCAUGCUCAAAGAAUCAUUCAUCGGGAUAUUGCAGCUCGUAAUGUGUUGUAUACAGAGAAUCGAGUAGCUAAAAUUAGUGAUUUCGGAAUGUCAAGGCAUGGCAAUUUUUAUGAGAUGUCAAGAGGGAACAGGAAGGUACCACUGAAAUGGACGGCACCGGAAAGCAUGGUAACAUAUCAGUAUACACCCAAAACGGAUGUUUUCUCAUUUAGCAUUCUGCUAUGGGAAAUUUUUUCGGAUGGUGAAGAACCGUACAAAGGAAUGACAAGCAUUGAAGUAAAACGGAUGAUUUCAUGCGGUGAACGUUUGAAAAAACCGGAAGGAUGUCCCGACGUCAUGUUUCAAAUAAUGGGGAAAUGUUGGGAGCAAAAUCCCGAUAAUCGAUACUCCAUGUCAGAGGUAGUAAAACAAAUUGAAGAUAUAAUAGAACAUGCAUAUUCGGAAGAAUCUGAGACCCAUUCAAGGUUAAUUAGUGAUACACAUUCUGCAGAAAAGAUUAGUUCGAAAGACGACGCAGAUGAUCUGAAUGAACCUUCACGGAGUUUCAUUUCUCAGACUAAGAGGAAACGAAGGAAGCAUCAUAGACGGAAAAGAAGACAGAAGAAGUCACGGAUACAUAAAAAGUCAGCUGAAAUUAUUAAUGAACGGAAGAAACCCAAAUCAAGGCAUCGGCACAUGAAAUCAUCACAUAAUGUACUGUAA
This is a messenger RNA of Brugia malayi, 1503 nucleotides long. RefSeq lists its product as uncharacterized. Gene Ontology annotation, biological process: protein phosphorylation. Gene Ontology annotation, molecular function: protein tyrosine kinase activity; ATP binding. NCBI's taxonomy places the organism in Eukaryota, Metazoa, Nematoda, Chromadorea, Rhabditida, Onchocercidae. The record is from RefSeq and is a predicted model, not a curated record. The transcript has 10 exons. Bases 1 to 1503 code for a protein of 500 amino acids.